This is a messenger RNA of Naegleria fowleri, 831 nucleotides long. RefSeq lists its product as uncharacterized. Gene Ontology annotation, cellular component: lysosome. Gene Ontology annotation, molecular function: cysteine-type endopeptidase activity. The transcript has 8 exons. Lineage: Eukaryota; Heterolobosea; Eutetramitea; Acrasida; Naegleriidae. The record is from RefSeq and is a predicted model, not a curated record. The coding region runs from base 1 to 831 and encodes 276 amino acids.
AUGGUUUCAUCAUUGCACGGAUUUGAUGCUUGUUUCGAGCCAAAUCACAUCUUGAGAGAAAUGAAUAAGAAAAACAAUGCGGAACCUAUCAAGAUGACUUAUCCAUUGAUGAAGGCUAUUCCUUCAUCCUAUGAUUGGAGAAAUGUUAGCGGAGUGAACUACCUUUCACCAAUUAGAAAUCAAAAUCUCCCACAAGCAUGCGGAAGCUGUUGGGCUGUUACCACUACCAGUGUGUUGGCAGACAGAAUCAACAUCCUUAGAAAGGCAUCUUGGCCAAUGGCCUACCUCUCUCCACAACAUGUUUUGGCUUGUGGUAAUAGUGGUACAUGCAAAGGAGGAGAUCACUAUUCUGUGUAUGUCUAUGCCAACAAGUUUGGAAUUCCAGAUGAAACAUGCAACAAUUAUAGAGCUAUGGAUCAAACAUGUACUGACAUGAAUGCUUGCUACACUUGCAGUACCUUUGGUGCCUCUAAUUGUCAUCCAAUUCCAAACUUUAAACGUUACAAGGUGGGUCAAUAUGGUAUCAUUAAGGGAUCCGACAACAUGAAGAGCGAAAUUUUUGCAAGAGGUCCAAUUACUUGUGCCAUUCAAGUGACUCCAGAAUUUGAAAGAUACACUGGUGGUGUUUUCAAUCAAGUGGUUGCCAAUCCACAAGUGAACCACAUUGUUGGUGUUGUUGGUUUUGGUGUUGACCCUCAAACACAACAAGAAUACUUUAUUUUGAGAAACUCAUGGGGAAGCACAUGGGGUGAACAAGGAUUUGCCAGAGUUACUAUCACCUCUUUGGGUAUCCAAAACGAUUGUGUUUUUGGUGUUCCAAUUAAUGCUUAA